Messenger RNA from Lottia gigantea (owl limpet), 897 nucleotides. RefSeq lists its product as hypothetical. Gene Ontology annotation, biological process: cell surface receptor signaling pathway; G protein-coupled receptor signaling pathway. The transcript is spliced from 5 exons. The record is from RefSeq and is a predicted model, not a curated record. Gene Ontology annotation, cellular component: membrane. The annotation marks the transcript as partial. Lineage: Eukaryota; Metazoa; Mollusca; Gastropoda; Lottiidae. Gene Ontology annotation, molecular function: G protein-coupled receptor activity.
UGGUCUAGUGAAGGUAUGAAAACUGUUAUCAGUAAUGAUGUUACAGAAUGUCAAUCCGACCAUCUAACCAGCUUCGCUAUAUUACUGGACCCGAGUCCAGAACAUGUUCUACCGGUAAUCCAUGAAGAAAUCCUAACCUAUAUCACGUACAUUGGCUGUGCAAUAUCCAUGGUGGGGCUAAUUCUAACUAUUAUUACUUACUCCUUAUUCAAAUGUUUACAUGGUGAAAAAUCUGGAAAAAUCCUCUUGAACCUAUGUAUAGCAAUGUUACUGAUGAACGUAACGUUUUUACUGGGAUCUCAGAGCUCCUCGCUGUACGGGAACGACAUCUGCAUCACGGUGGCUGUGUUUCUCCAUCUCUUCUUACUGGCGACUUUAAUGUGGAUGCUGGUAGAAGCUGUAGAAAUGUAUCAAGCUCUGGUCACCGUCUUCAAGAAAUAUGCUAGAUUUUAUAUGCUGAAAAGAUGCAUUGCUGGAUGGGGUAUACCAAUACUGAUAGUAUCGAUGGUACUGGCCGUGGAUUUAGAUCACUAUAAACCUAAUACUGACUUCUGUUUCCUAUCCCAGUCCAGCCCAGUAGCUUACUACAUCUCUCUGGUUGGUCCAGCGUGUCUCAUCCUUAUUACCAAUACCAUAGUCUUCAUCAUGGUGGCAAGGGUAAUCCUUAAACCACGGUUCCAACAGCAAGAGAGGGGCACAAUGACCGUCACACCAGCACAAGUGCGUGGAGCGUUCACCGUCAUGAUCUUGCUGGGCAUCACCUGGGUGUUCGGGCCACUGGCUAUUCGCGAAGCAAAGCUUGUGUUCAAUUACUUAUUUUGCAUCCUCAACUCUCUACAAGGAUUCAUGAUAUUUGUGUUCCGAUGUUUAUUCAAUCCGGAAGCUCGUCUUGCCUGG